Messenger RNA from Cololabis saira (Pacific saury), 1578 nucleotides. It is a transcript of the gene ikbip, whose product is annotated as IKBKB interacting protein. The record is from RefSeq and is a predicted model, not a curated record. The coding region runs from base 217 to 1440 and encodes 407 amino acids. NCBI's taxonomy places the organism in Eukaryota, Metazoa, Chordata, Actinopteri, Beloniformes, Belonidae. The transcript is spliced from 3 exons.
CACGUGAACGCCGCAUUUCUAUCCGGGGAGCCUCCAGUCCUGCUGCGACGAUCCUGUUAAUUACAGUCAUUUGUUUCUUCUUGCAUCAUGAAGUGUCUUCCAAGGCUGGAAUCCUGCCUUUUUUUCUAAAAAAUAGCCGACUAUAGUUGUAUUUUUUUUUCUUUCCUUUUCUGCGUGGCCUGUUAAGACAAGUAAGCGGUUCAUAGUUAUGUCAAAAUGCCUACAGAAGUGAAGCAGAGAAAAAAGACGCAGCAGGCACCAAAGCUCGGGGGGGAACCAGCAGAAACUUUGCCUGCAAACGGAAAAAAUGAACCUCACAAAGCCAAGACUGAGGAUGGAGACACCGAGGGGACAAAUAAAAGGUCUGCAGGGCCUGAUGUUAAAACUCUGCUGUGUUUCUUGUCGCUUGCAGCCUGCGGAGCUCUGAGCUGGGUGGUGCUGCAGCAGAAUGAGAGGUUUUCCCUCAUUGAGGAAAAGUACAAGUCCCUCCACGGAAAAACCUCCGGCCUGUUGGACAUGGAGGAGAAGAUAGUCACAGUUUCCAGAAAGCUUGCCGCCUCCGAGGACGACGUACAGGCGGCGCUCUCCUCCGUUUCCCUGGCAACGAGACUGCAGCAGGACGUCUCCGCCCUACACGCGACCAUCAUGGCGAUGCAGGACGACGACGACUCGGCCUCCCGCGAUCUGCAGACGGUCAACGCCCGCUUCCUCAACGUCACGGAGACGUGGCAGGAGAGGCUGGCGGCCGUCACCUCCGACCUGGCCGCCCUGAAAGCCGAGGCCCGGGACUCUCACGCCGGGGCGAUGGAGCAGGUGAACGAGGCCGAGCGGAGGGCGGGGUCCCUGGCGGAGAGGCUGGAGGAGCUGGAGGACAGCACGAGGAGGAACGCCCGCGCCCUGGAGCGCACCGAGGUGGACGACACCAAGCGGGUGCAGGAGCAGCUGGACUGGAACACCAAGCAGAUCCACAAGCUGGAGGAGCAGGUCCGCAGUCUGACCAAGAGGGAGUCGGAGCUGAGCUAUCAGCUCCAGGAGCACGUUCCCCGGGCGCAGGCCUGCGAGGAGCACCUGCCGCAGGUGGAGGCGGCGGUGCGCUCCAUCCUGAAGCUGAGCGGCGACCUGAGCGGGGCGGAGAAGAGGCUGGAGGAGCUGACGCUGCAGGUGUUCGGCACCGAGGACAGCAUGCUGAAAGCGCUGAACGAAAUCCUCGACAUCAGGCAGGAGCUGGACACGCUGCACGCCCAAAACAGCAUCCUCAGGAUGAAGGACGAGUUGUCAGUGGUUAAAGAGGCGGUCCAUGAACUCACCUCCAUUUUGAGGGAGAAUAGGGCUGAGAGCCAAGUGGACUCUUGGGACGAAGAAGGAUGGACUGAUGAAGUGGACGAGCCUUGGCCGGAGGAUGAACUAACCGAACCUCUCCAAGACGACCUGGAGGAAUGAGCUCAUUGUUCUUAAACAGUUAAAAGGAGUCACCAUGUCUUCUCUUACUGCUCUGUUAAUGGGCUUUUAAGUUCAGUUUUUGUUAAAUUUGUACCUCAGUUUCAUGUCAGAAUAUGAGGACCAUCGUUACUCAGAAGU